Messenger RNA from Suncus etruscus (white-toothed pygmy shrew), 1896 nucleotides. RefSeq names its product family with sequence similarity 151 member A (gene FAM151A). Lineage: Eukaryota; Metazoa; Chordata; Mammalia; Eulipotyphla; Soricidae. The transcript has 8 exons. Bases 1 to 1896 code for a protein of 631 amino acids. The record is from RefSeq and is a predicted model, not a curated record.
AUGGCCUGCAAGAAAGAGUGUUGGAACAGUCGGACCAAGUGGGCCCUCAUUGGCAGCAGCUGUGUGGUGCUGGUCCUCGUCAUCGGAUUGGUUCUGGGCUUCACUCUGCAGCCAGAUAAGGGCCUACAAGUGAAGUCUCCACUCACAAAUUUCCCCUUGGUGAAACCCUGUGAGGGUCCCCCUAACUCUGCUGGAAGGCUUGCUGGUCAUACCCUGGGAUCCCAGGGAGGGGAAGGAGGAAGAAGGAGGAAACAUGCUAACAGCCCCUCAGAUGCCCACCCAAGGUGCCAGAAGAGCUGCCGCCCAGAUGCUGACAUGCUGGAUUACCUGAGGGAGCUGGGCAACAUCGACCGGCCGGAUGGCCUAAUGGUCACCUGGUACCACGCAGCCAACAGCCGACAGGAGAUGGAGGAGGCUCUGAACAGUGAUGCCAUGGUCCUGGAGGCAGAUGUUAACAUAGACAACAAGUCUGGGGUCCCCAUCAUGGCACACCCCCCAGCCACCCACAGCGACAACACUCUGCAGCAGUGGCUUGAGGCUGUGCUAACCACUUCACAGAAGGGCAUCAAACUGGACUUUAAGAGCAUCAAGGCUGUGGGUCCCUCCCUGGACCUCCUGCAGCAGCUGACAGCCGAGGGCCGGGUCCAGAGGCCUGUGUGGAUCAAUGCUGACAUCCUGAAAGGCCCCAAUGUGCCCAUCUCCGUGGAGGUCAAUGCCACCCAGUUCUUAGGCUUGGUUCAAGAGAAGUACCCCAAUGUCACCCUGUCUCCGGGCUGGACCACCCUGUACAUACCCUUCCUGGGCCAGACGUACAGCCGCACCAUGGUGGAGAAGAUGCAGGCACUGGUGGGCAAACUGCCACAGCGGGUCACCUUCCCCGUGCGGGCCUGCUUACUGCGCGCCUCCUGGCAGCACUUCAGCUGGCUGCUGGACCAGUCUGACAGGUACAGCCUGACACUGUGGCAGGGUAAAACAGACCCGGUGAAGCUGGAUGAUCUCCUGUACUUCCGCGACAACUCUGCCCCCCACCAAAUCUACUACGACCUCUUUGAGCCCAUCCUGUCUCAGUUCAAGCAACAAGCACUGAAUUCCACACGGAAACGGAUGUAUUACACAGGGGGCAGCCUGGUCCCUCUGCUCCAGACCCCCGGGGGUGAUGGCCUGGAGGUGCAGUGGCUGAUUCCUGACAUCCAGGACAAUGCCAGGACCAUCCAGCUCCCAGAUGGGGAAGGCAUGGUCCUGCUGAACAUAAGCCUGCAGAUGCCCGCCUCUGAAUACCCUGUUCCCGUGGUGCGCGGCCUGAGUGGCCCUGUCCUGCCGCUGGAGACCUGCCUACAGCAGCUUAGCUCCCGCCCAGGGCCUUGGGGCAUCCAUGUGCACAUUGCAGAGCCUGGGGCACUGCAGCCGGCCCUGGCUGUGCUGGCACGCCUAUCCACCCUGGGCCAGCUGUCUCGGCCGGUCUGGGUGGGCACCACCGUGUCCUAUGGCAAUUUUACCACCCCCGGCCACAUAGAUGGCACAGAGCUGCUCACAGCCAUAGCGAAAAUCUUCCCUGAUGUCACGGUGGCUCCAAGCUGGCCGGAGGAGGUGCUGGACGCUGGCUACCAAGAGCAGCUGAUAUCAGACAUGCUGGAGUUGUGCCGGGGCCUCCGGCAGCCUAUAUCCUUCCAGCUGCAGGCCGGGCCACUGAGCUGGAGCAGGGCUGUCCCAGUGGCCAGGCUGCUGGCAGCCUCCCCCCGGGCCACUGUGACAGUGGAUCUGGGCCCCGAGCAAGGAGACGAUGCAAAAGUGUGGGCAGCGCUGCAGGCAGCAAGGAAUGUGGACAGGACUCGGGUUUACUUCAAGCUGCCCCAGGCUCUCCGCAAGGACCUGUUGACGAAGCUGCGGGGACACUGA